AUGGAUCAAGAUGGUAAAGUUUCGAGCAAUUACGACAACCAAAGUGAAGAGGAAGCAACUAUGGAGCUUCGAAGAGGGCCAUGGACGGUCGAUGAGGACUUCACGCUCAUCAACUAUGUCGCGCACCAUGGCGAAGGCCGUUGGAAUUCUCUUGCUCGUUGUGCCGGGCUAAAGCGAACCGGCAAGAGCUGCCGGUUGAGAUGGCUGAACUACUUACGUCCGGACGUCCGCCGAGGGAAUAUCACUCUCGAGGAACAACUCCUCAUUCUCGAACUCCACUCUCGUUGGGGAAAUAGGUGGUCGAAAAUAGCCCAACACUUGCCAGGCAGGACAGACAACGAGAUAAAGAACUACUGGCGCACGCGCGUGCAGAAGCACGCUAAGCUGCUCAAAUGCGACGUCAACAGCAAGCAAUUCAAGGACGCGAUGCGCUACCUCUGGAUGCCCCGACUCGUCGAGCGCAUCCAAGCCGCCAACCCGAACCAAACCUACAGUACAAAUUACCCCGACAUGGGCCCGGCCCAACUAAUCCAGCCCCAGCAGCCCAUGAUCGGCAGCGGGCUGGCCCACACCUACGCGUACACACCCGAUAACUCAUGCGCGGCCCCCUCGUCGGCCUCUGACCUAACCGACUGCCACAACGAUUAUCCGGUCAACAACGGUUAUUAUCAUGGCAGCAACGUGAUUAAUCUGAAUUAUGAUUCUUACUAUAAUCCUAAUCAGUCCAGCUUGACGAGCCCGGCGGGCAUUUUCAGCCCGGGGAUGGAUUUUCUCGACCAUAACGGGCCGUGGGCGGACGGUGGGGAUGGGCCCGACGGGCUGUGGAACCCUGAUGACUUGUUGCUCUUGCAGCAACAGCUCAAUGGAGAUUAA
This is a messenger RNA of Striga hermonthica, 873 nucleotides long. Lineage: Eukaryota; Viridiplantae; Streptophyta; Magnoliopsida; Lamiales; Orobanchaceae. The record is from the annotation of a GenBank genome assembly.